Prorocentrum cordatum is the source of this 1914-nucleotide messenger RNA. Lineage: Eukaryota; Dinophyceae; Prorocentrales; Prorocentraceae. The record is from the annotation of a GenBank genome assembly.
CGUGCCAGGCACGACCCCACCUCAGCACCCACGCAUAACCCCCCUGCCCCCUCCCCAACCCCCCCGACGCCGUCCAGACCCGUUCCCCGGGACCGGUUUUGUUCAUCCUGCAUCGUUUCUUGACGGCCCCGAGGGCCAGGCAGGGCCCCCCGAGCCCGAAAAAACAGCGAGAACCCCCCCGUCGUGUGUUCUUCCAUGACUCGCGGGGACUGGGUCGGCUUCCCCCCCCGCGGCGCUCCAGGCAGCUGGCGGCCUCCCUCCGUCUGACUCGGGCGCGCCAUGCCUCCGGCGAACAUGUUCGCCUUCGUGCAGUCGCGGCGCCGCGGGGGCCCGCGGUCGAGGCUCCGGGAGUCCCAGCUGAAGAUGCUGCGGCUGGAGCGGCGCUGGUCCUUCCCCGGGGCCAUCCCGCGCGGCUGCCGGUCGGUGAAGGACGUCGUGCCCCUGACCCGAGACGCCUUCUGCGUGGUCAUGAGCAGCGGCCGCGCCGACGCGUUCGCGUCGUCGGCGCCCGUUGCCCGCGGGCAGGCCCGCCCUGCGGGCCACGAGCUGGUGUGGCUCGCGAGCCUCAGCCUGUUCGACGGGGAGAGGGUGCGGCUCGUCGCGAGGGUCCGCCCCAGCGGCUCUGUGCUGGUGGUCUUCGCGCAGACCGCGCGCAGCGAGAGCCGCGAGCGCAGGGGCACCCUCUACGCGAGGGUCCUCGACCUGCCGGCGCUGCUCCUCGGGGUGGCCCAGGUUCGUGAUGCCGGCACGUUGGCGGCCGUCUCCGUUCCCGUGGGGGGCUUCAUCGAGUGUGACGAGCAGAACGGGUGCAUCUGGGCGAACGACUGUCAGGUCCUGCGGUGCUGGGAUUCGCAGACCUUCGAGCAACGCUUCGAGCUGGGACCUUGGUCGCCGGAAUACGCCCCGAACGUGCGCUUCACCGCUGGCAUGGUUGCGCUGAUGCGAUCGUCUCACGGCGGUGUUGAGGUCGACCUGCAUGACGCUUCGUCUGGCAACCUCCUUUCGAGGAAGCUGGUGGACUGCAGGCCCUACGCUGAGAAGUUUGCCUUUCUUGAGCUGCUGAACGAGUUUGCGCUGAUGAAGCGCGCUAACACAGAUGUGCUCAUUGCUGACCUCCUCGGAGACAAGGGCGCGUGCUUGAUACCGGACUCGAGUGGCUGGGAGCCCGAGCUGUUCGUGUUCAUCCCGUCUCGUGGCCUCAUCCUGGCGCGGUUCGCCAGAUCCCUGGAGAUCUGGCGAUGCGUGCGGCCAGGAACGUGCUGCCAGGUGGGCGUGGUCGAGCGAGUAAUGGACUUCGGCGCGCACCGCUUCAGCAUCGACGAGCGCCUGGGCCUGGCGCUCGUUGUCCAGUCGAGCCGGCCGCAUGCUCAGGCUCAUGCUCUGGAGGCAACUCCCGGGAGGUGCCUUCAGCAUCGGCGCUGGCACAGCCGUGGUCGAACACCGGCCCGCGUCCGGCCUGGUCCGGCUUCAGCUGGUGGAGCCCCGCCCACAGCCCUCGGCAUCGCUCCCGCGAGCCGCGGACGGCUCGUGCGUGCACUGGGCCGCGGUGGCGUCUCCCGAGGCGUCGUCGGUCCUCCACCCAGGAGCGGUGCGGUGCACGGCUGCGCCUCCCUCGGAGCCGCAGAGCUGCGCACCUCGAGUGCCGCGCCGGAGCGGGGCCCGAAGGGGCUCCAGGCAGGGUGCAGUGCAGCUGCGUCGUUCUCCGAAGGCGACAGAACGGCAUACUGGUUGCUCGUUGUGAGGACCCUCCUGGGGCCCACCGAACGGCUCUGUUCGACCCCAGUUCGACUCAAGUUCGACUCAAGUUCGACUCAGACUCGACUCCAGAGGCCCGGUCAAACCAAAAAAAGGGUGGCCAGUGAACGGGCGGGGCACGAUCUGGAAAAGAGGCAGUUCGACCUGCGUGCAUGAUGC